GUUGGAGUUGGCAAUGCUGUUGUAUGAUAUAAAAUAUGUAAACAUUUGUUGUUUAGUUUAUGCUUUUGGCUGUCUAAAUUCAAUAAGCAAGAGAGAGACAAGUAUAUGUUUAUGGUCUGCAAUUAGUAAUGCAUUGCGAAAAAGCUAGAUUUUUGCAUUCAUUCAAUAUAGGGUUUGUUUUUGUUUUUAGUUUUUUUUUUUCCUGCUGCUGCUUAUUUGAUUCUGCUGCUGCUUGUUUCGUUUUGCUAUGAAACUUUAUAUGAUAGUUGUUGUUUUUUGUUUGUUUUUUGUGUUUUUAGUGAGCCACUAAAUGCAAAUACUUGACUAGUCUCUCAUUAGAAGUUGUUACGGUUAAAACGUGUGCGGGUGUUUUGUUAAUAAAUAAAAUGAAAAAAAAUAAAAAAAACAAACAGGAAUUAAGAAAAAUGUAAAGAAAAGUGUAAUAAUUAAAAAGUUUUAAAGAAAUUUAUGUAAAUUAAGGAAAAUAACUAAAGAAAUAAUAAUAUUUGCUAGAAAUUUAUAAGAAAAAAGUGAAUAAAAUUGCAUUCAAAAAGAAAGCAAAAUGUGGAAAAGCAAAUGUAUAAAAAUUUUGUAAUGGCCUGCCAUUUUAAAACAACAACAACAACAAUAGUGAAACAAAAAAUAAACACGAUUUUUAAGCUAAAUUAUUAAUAAAUAAUAAAAACGUAAAAAUUAAACUAAAAUUUUUUGCAAAAAGAGGAGUUGUAGGCUAAACAACAAUAACAUCUAGCUAAUAAUUAUAAUUGUACAAAAGAAAAAAGAAAGAAAUGUAAAUUUAUAAAAACAACAACUGAAUGGCGAAGUGUCUGAAGCAAAAAGCAGAGAAAAUAACAACAAAAUUAAAUGCAAAUGAAGUGAAAAAUAUUAAGUAAAAAAAAAACAAAAGUUUAAAUUACAAUUUGUUAAAAAGCCACUACAACAACAAAUAGGAAAACAAACCAAAAAGCAAAUGUGCAAUAAUUAAAGCAACAACAACAAAUUUAAGCAAAUUCUUUAAAAAAGCAAAAAAAAAUUAUAGAAAAAAAGUUAAAAUCUUAAAAAAAGUGAAAAAAAUAAAGGAAAAAAGCUAAAAAUAGGAAAUAAUAUAAAAAGUAAAGAAUAAAGUGUGUGUGUGUUACUAAAAAAAGCAAAAACAACAACAAAUAGCUAUUGCAAAAUAUUUCAGUUUACAGCAGCAGCUACAACAACAACAUCAAACACCAAAAAGGAAAAACACAACAGAACUGCAAGUUAAAUUUUUGUUAUUGUAUUUUAAGUUAAACAUUUUUGCAUUAUUAUUAAACUCAAUAAAUGUCCAACACGUUUGUGUUCUGGUUGGUUUUAAUGGUGGACAACGUCAUCAUCAUUGUGCGGUCGUUGAAGCAAAUUGGGUCAUUUAGAGCAGGCAAGGUUAAAGAGAUUCUAACCAGCCGAGAGUAAGAGAACACAAACAAAAAAAAAAAAAAACGAAAAAAAGAACAAAAUGGUGCCGAAAUAACGGGCAACGUUACUUCGACACUCUCUACAAUAUAAAAAUGUAAACGAACACUUUGAAAAAACACACACAAACACAAGAGUCCAACAAACACACAAAUAAAAGGAAGCAACUUUUGCAACAAAAACAAACAAGAAGAGAAAAAGAAAACCUUGCCUUUAAAUAGGAUAAUGAAUUUAUCACCGAUGAUGUACCGGCUAAAUCAUGCGCAAGGACAAAAGUUGCCCAUGGCUGCUGAACAACAGCAACAGCUACCGCAACAACACCCACAGCAGCAGCCGACGACAACACCACAAACAACACCUCCUACUCCUACACAGUCGCAGCAACAACAAAUAAUACCCAGUCAUAUAUUGUUGCAACAACAGUUGGAUGCUGCCUCAGCGAAUGCCAGCAGCUCUUCCAGCAACACCACCUCCACCUCUCACAGUGGUCAUCACUCCAACAAUGAGCCUGUUUUUCUAAAUAAUUUUACUGAACAUGAAUCUAAUACACCUCUAGCCUUAAGACAGGCCUCUAAUGCCAGCAGCACCUCCACCUCAGCACUACUUCAUACCAUACAUCAACAUCAUACACACACACAUCAAACACCAGCAACACCGCCCAAUCACUCACGUCUCAUACACUCUACUGCAGCCAAUAAUCUGGUCAUUACUAAUGCUGCAGCAGCUGCCGCUUUGGUGGCUGCCUCUGCGGCUGCUGCCAAUCAAGUGGAUGUUUUGUCCUCUAAUUCUUCCAUGGAAGAGAAUUUAAAGCUUUUAAAGACUGCCAUUAAAUCGGAACCUUUGCCACACGAUCUUAACUCCGCCAACAGCAAUCAUAACAACCAUCAUAAUGCCAGCAAUCUCAGCACCAGCAGCACUAAUAAGGAAGAUCUUAUAAGUUUAGCUGCCUGUUCAGCGUUGGCCAAUGUUGUCAUACCUGCCUCUUCAGCUAAUGCUGCUGCCUCUUCAUCCUCCUCCUCCUCUAUCACAACAAUGUCUUCGGUUAAAGCUAAUGUUUUGAAAAAUGUUUCUACUUCAGCCUUAAGUAAUGCCAUAACACAAGUGGCUCUUGCUGCUGGAGCGGGUAGUAGUGGUGGUAGUGUUUCUGCUGGUGUUGGUGUGGUCAGUGCUGCUGCUGCUGGCUCAGUGGCUGGUGGUGGUGGAGAGGCAUUGACUACUUCAAAUGGCAGUAUGGUAUUUGUGCCAUCAAAAAGAGCGCGUAUGGAAUUAAGAGAAGAAUGGAUAUCAACUCCUAGUCCUGGCAGUGUACCCAGCACAGCACCAUUAAGUCCAUCUUCAGCAUCGCAAAAUCACAUGUAUGGCGCCAAUAUGUCAAAUGGCUAUGCAUCACCUAUGUCAGCGGGCAGUUAUGAUCCAUUUAGUCCGAAUGGUAAAACAGGUGAGUGAAAGUUUUUUACUAAAUAUCUGCCUAGUUUAAGACAUUUAGGGGACUUUGGGGGAUACAUUUUGGGGAAACGAAAAGUUUUGAAUUAAAAUAAUGAAACUUUUUGUAGAAAUAGAAAAUUUCUUUAAAAAAUAGAAAAAAUUUUAACGAUCUCCCCGACGGGGAAUUGAACCCCGGUCUCCCGCGUGACAGGCGGGGAUACUGACCACUAUACUAUCGAGGAUUUUGAGAUAUACAGCAAUAUUUGUGUACUUAAGCAGUAGAGGGAAAAGAAAAUGUAAAUUAACAGUUACAAAAAGCUUUUGUUUGUAGUGUUAUCUAUUGAUAAUAGAGGGCGCUGUUAUUAGAAAGCUUUUUUUUGGUUGAAGCUUUUUUAUUUAAAUUAAUAGCUUUUGUGUGAUUUGCUGUUUAGAAAAUUAAACCAAAACAACUUCAAUUUGUUAAAACAAAGCAAAUUUUCUAUAUUUUUUUGCCAAAAUGUCUAGCAGGGAGCAAAAGUUUGUGAAUGGAUGUGCAAGUGUGUGUGUAUUAAUGCGUAAAAGUGAUGUUUAGCUUAAGUUGUUUGUGUACAAAACCACCCACAGGAUAAAGACCUUUAAAAGCUUAGCAAAAACAAUAAAAAUUUUCCCUCAAGGACGAAAUUUUUAUGAACAAAGAAAGUCUGCUAAUACAUACAUACUUCUAUAUACCUAGUUAAGUACAUACAUAGAUGUCAAAGUUUAUGUAGUCAAGGCAGACAUGCUUAACAUUUACAUACACACUUAUACACACAUACAAACUUAUAACAAACCCCCGAAAAUAAAAGUUGAAGGUCACCAGAUAGACGUCGAUGUCUGCCAUUUAUGUGUAUAUAUCAUCACGUUUGUUGUCUUUUUUAAAAACCAAAGAAAACAACCCCAACAAAAACAACAACCACAACGAAAAACAACAACAACAAACUAAAGAAGCACUUGAACUUAUUAAAAACAUAAAGAGCAGGCAUAUCAAACUCUCACACUGAAAACUUUUUCCACAAUUUCCUCUUAAAGUAAAAUCAUUAUAUGAAAAAGUAUUUCCACCCAAACACCUACAUACAUACAUCUGUAGAAAGGGAUUUAGUGCCAAAAGCUUAAAUUGUUCUUGUUUUUUUCUUUAAGGACUCUAUA
Messenger RNA from Lucilia sericata (common green bottle fly), 4029 nucleotides. RefSeq names its product protein roadkill-like. The transcript has 3 exons. The record is from RefSeq and is a predicted model, not a curated record. NCBI's taxonomy places the organism in Eukaryota, Metazoa, Arthropoda, Insecta, Diptera, Calliphoridae. Bases 1666 to 2886 code for a protein of 406 amino acids.